Messenger RNA from Racocetra fulgida, 177 nucleotides. Lineage: Eukaryota; Fungi; Glomeromycota; Glomeromycetes; Diversisporales; Gigasporaceae. The record is from the annotation of a GenBank genome assembly.
AUGUAUAUUAAUAAAAUUUUAAAACUAGAUAAUACGGACUAUUAUGCAACCUUUCAAAAUGUUUACGGAUCUAAGACUACUGAAGAACAUAGGCCAACAUAUAUGCAGUCACAAGCAAAAUCUGAAUCUAUUUCAAAAUAUAUUCUAAUUGCAGAAAAAAUUGCCGAAAAUGUCAUU